UCCGGUGUUGUUCUGUGCAGUUGGGCGACUUGACGCAGCUGUAAAUGGGACAUAUGAAGUUCAUUUUCUACAGCUGGUGAUGGCGGAUGUUGUUGAAAAAGACACCAUGAAGAAUUACCACAUAGCGUCUGAGAAAAUUAACCCAGCGGCCAGUCGCUAUCCUUACUGUAUUGUGUGGACACCCAUCCCCGUGUUAUCAUGGCUGCUUCCAUUCAUUGGCCACAUGGGAAUCUGUACUUCCACUGGUGUCAUCCGGGACUUUGCUGGACCUUACUUUGUCUCAGAAGACAACAUGGCUUUUGGAAGACCAACAAAGUACUGGAUUCUUGACGUGAGCAAAGUCUACGCUAGUGGCUCCAAUGCCUGGGACACAGCGGUGCACGAUGCUUCAGAGGAGUAUAAGCACAGAAUGCACAACCUCUGCUGUGACAACUGUCACUCACAUGUCGCCAUGGCUCUCAAUCUGAUGCGAUAUGAAAACAGCACCUCUUGGAACAUGGUCAACCUCUGCCUCCUUGCUCUGAUCCAUGGAAAACAUGUGAGCUGUGUAGGCUUUCUGAAGACCUGGCUGCCUUUCUUGAUGCUGAUGGCCAUCAUCCUAACAGUGACCCUGGCCAUCAACCUGCGGUGACCUGGGGAGCCAGGUUCAGGACACGGUGGAACCCCCCCGCAGGUCCAAAGUGGGGCUGACCUUUUAAACAACAAGGGGGAGGGGGGAAUCUCACACUUUCGAGCAAAAAGUAUUCAAGGGCGUGAAGACUAAUUUCCUCCGAGAGAAGAUUGGUGGGCAGGAAUGUGAAACCCAUACCAACACAUGCUUGGCUUUGUGGGGAGCAAGCAGCCUGUUAACUGGCACAACUCCGGUAUGUGAAGCUGGGAUGUCCUCGUUAUGGAACUGCAUUUCUAUUGAGUCAUUUAUUUCAGGAGAAGUGACUGAACACACCACCAACCACGCUAACAGGCGUAAUGGAUUAUGACUAUUGACAGCCUAACAGCAGGGUUAAGCCAUCGCCUCCUGCAAAGUGUAGAAGCUGCAUUGCCAGUUAAAUGGAGGAACAUACUAACUGUUGAAUUCUCCGAAGGAACACAUUCCUGCCUUGCUUUCCGAUUUUAAUGAUCUUACAAUAAUGGAUUGGGAGUGUAACCCCAGGAUCCCAGUGCUCCUAGAAUGCCAUUUUUUUUAUACUGGGCAGCACAAACAUAUUAAGUCGAUUAGAUGCCUUUCUAGGGAAUUUAUUGCAUUUCAUGCUUUAUCUAGUGUAGGUCUUCUACAAUACUGCGACUUAAAGCGGAACAUGCCAGAGUAGUUUGUAUUUUUGUGCAUUUUCUUAAUUCGAUAGGGUGUCAAAAAAUCAGCAUCUUCUAAAAAGAAAUAUUUUCUCAGAGAUAUGUUGUACAUGUAUCACCUCAUGGUACUAUAAUAGGUUUACAACAAAUGUUUUCAAACCUCUAUCUACAGAUCAGCUGGGCACCGAUUGUAGCAACCUCAGUGAAUGUGGCUGUGGAAAAUACCCAGAGAAAGCAACAAAAUAGUUGAGCUACUGGUUUUCUAGACUUGUGCCAAAUGGAGGAGAAUGGAAGACCAAGUCAAACUGUAUCCUUGAAUAUCUAGCUCGUUAUUUGGUGGAACAGCUCAUUGGUGAGCCCAAAGCCUGUUAAUGGAUCAGAGUCAGGAAACUUGGUCUGGUCUUUUUGUUCAGGACAUUUUUCAUUAGAGAUAUUGACUUUAUAGGAAGAAGCAGGAGUCGGUGCCUAAAAAAAAAAAAGAGACCUCUCCCACAUAUCCUUUUUAUAUAUUAUAUUUUAAUUUUGUGUUAUUUUUGA
Molecule: messenger RNA, 1824 nt
Organism: Etheostoma cragini (Arkansas darter)
Lineage: Eukaryota; Metazoa; Chordata; Actinopteri; Perciformes; Percidae
Gene: tmem222b
Product: transmembrane protein 222b
Exons: 6
Coding region: 80-631 (183 amino acids)
Source: RefSeq, a predicted model, not a curated record